CUGCUCUAAAUUUAAAUCGCGCCGUUUUAAACGCAUUUCACUUAAUUAUUAACUAAUUAGGAGUUGAUUAGAUUGUCAUAAGUGUUAGUUUGCUUCGUUUAACCCGUCCAAGAGCGUGAAAGCGAUGAAUCGCGUUCAUUGAGCUGUAUUCCUGGCGCGCGUCGACAUUUUCCUCCAGUUUUUCAUUGAGCCAAGGGCCGCGACACCAAAAUGACGACGACGAGGGCUUUCAGUGCUUGCUUCGAGUGAUUUUGUGACGUGUUCGUGCCGUUUUUACGCGAUGAUUAAGUAGGACCCGGACUGGAAAUAUUGAUUAAGGUGGUACGACGCUGGCAAUUCCAAAGCUCCCCCGAAUAAAUCAUCCCCGACGAAAUGAAAUCCAUUUUACUCAUUACACGACACAGGAAGGUCUUGUACAAGAAAUUUGAGAAUAGGUGAUCAUGCUUUCAUACAGAACGACAUCCCAGAGCUAAUCUGGUAUGCAGUGGCGGAAAUUGGCGCGCUCGAAGAUCACAUCCGGUCGUUCGCGCACGCGCAAUAUGCUCUGCUGUGGUCGCAGGAAGGAUAAUGGGCGAGAGGCUUUGGAUCUCACGGCCUCUCCGCUGCGAGCGCCUCCGGCCCCUAAUAACCGGACCAACCAUCCGCCCAUGGUCAUUCAGGGAGACUUCAGGAAGGUAUCGGGAAUUAGUAGUGACAUUUUCAAGCAGAUAGAAGCCGUAGAGAACGAUCACGAUGCUUCAACCGCGGCCGCCUUGGAGCACGUGGAAAGGCUCGGUGAGAUGAUAGUCCGAAUUCUGGAUUCGCGUCAUUUGGGCCGAUCGGCGGGAGAUGCUGCAAAACGCUUUCUGGCAAUGCAAGAUGCCAAACACACGGUGCAGUUCGUGGAAAUCGUCAAAAGGCCCGGCCAAACCCUGGGUCUCUACAUCCGAGAAGGCAACGGAAUCGACCGGAACGACGGCGUAUUCAUAUCGAGAAUAGCUCUGGAGUCUGCCGUCUACAACAGCGGAUGUCUUAAGGUGGGUGACGAAAUUCUGGCGGUGAACUUGGUGGACGUGACCCACAUGAGCCUCGACGACGUCGUCAUCAUAAUGUCAAUCCCUCGUCGUCUCGUCCUCGCUACCCGUCAGCGCAAAGGCAGCAAAGGAGGCCAAAGUUCGCCCAACGUACAGCCCCGAUCCGAACACAAACCCCCUCCCGUGGUUGUGAUAAAACGCGACUUACGCGAAGACGAAACCGACGAAGGCGAUCUCGGACAACACAGGGAAUCCAUGCGUCAGAGACACACCGGCGACGGCCGCGAGAUGAGCGAGUCCAGGUCGCGCCUCGGCCUCGGCCUCCCUUCCAUGGACUCGCGUCACUCGGCCCAGGACAGCAACGGCCUGGACUUGUACUACAACUCGCGCCCCCCCGACUCCAACUGGGGGUACCAGCCGCCGCCGCCGGUCAUCACCGAGCAGCCCAAGUCCAGCAUGCAGCAUUUCCAGCCCUACGAGCGCAACUACCCCAACACUCUGGAGAGCCUCGCCGAGAAGGUGCACUCGUUCGCGCUGCCCGGAAGGAGGAUGUCCGCCGGGGCGCAGCCCUUGCCCUCAAGAUUAUCAUCACAACAAAGCCCUUCAUCUCAUUAUUACGUUCAGCACACCGGAACGGGUAGUCGGCGCAUUAUGCCCCGUUCCGGAUCCGAUCAGCACCUCCCCCAUACGGAAUACUCUGAUUAUACCAGUAUCACCCAAGCUGGCAGACACAGCCUUUUAAGAUCUAGCCUCAAAUCUGGAUCAACUCUUAGCAGGUACAACCAGAGAUACGUGGACCAAGCGGCUGUGGCUGCACAGAUGGGGCAAGCCAAGUAUGCCUCCGCAGGGCAAUACGCCACCAGCAGCGCCCUGUCCAGGAGAAACAGGAGCAGUCUGGACUAUUCCAGCGACACAGAGGCUACAGUCGGGCCCAGGAGCAGCUACUACUACUACAGGAAUCAGAGUUCAGUUCCCCACAGUACAAUCCCCACAUUAGGAAGGCAGAAUUCGCUCACAUCCGCCGACAUUACAACAAAAUUCAACUCCCUCCCCCGUGAUACGCGAGCCUCAACUAGAUUGGCCAUGAAUAAAAGAUUCGGGGAUAGGAACGUCGCUCUUUUGCAAGAUGAAUCGGACGGAGCACUCUCCGCACCCGAAAUGCCUUCGAUACGAAGGGAUAGGGGGCGGAUACCCUCGUCACCUAGUGUAUUCACUUCAGAUGAGUACAGACAGUGGUUGAGUCGCACGCCUUCAACGUCGGCUAUUUACGAACAGAUCAGAGCGUCCCGAGACGUCUUAAACCAACAAAGAGCAGCGAGAUUCACUUACAGCGCCGAAAACAUCCACGAUGCACUGAAAAACAUUGAAGGAGGCUACUACAGCUCCUACAGCCGGCCAAGUACUACAUCAACAUUAGACAGACAUUUCACACGAUCACAACAUCCCUCAGCCCCCGCUCGAUCAUUAUCAACGCAACACAUUACCUCAUCAUCACGUAAGAGAGCCCCCAUAAAACGCAUUGUUUUUCAAAAAUCAAUUGCAGCGUUGAGUUCGUCGCGGUCUCCUUCCAUGAGGCGCAUGAGACAGCUUCUCGAUCUCGAUUCGGUGAGGUCGGGGGCGGCGCCGAGUCCUGUUCCUACGCCGAGUGGUACCUUGCCGAGAGGACAUAGACAAUUAGAUAUAAAUCCCGCGGAGUUUUUAAAAUAUAAAAUUGAGAAACCGGGUCUUCCGAGUGCGGGGACGACGAUACCGGGUUUAGCGGCGUUGGGGACGAGCGCCACGCUGGGGACGGAUGAGCCAGUGAGUGGCAUGCUGUGGGUGCAUUUGCUGGCAGGGAGAGGCCUAAGGCCCUCGACGGGGACGUCGGCCGCCACGACGCCAGUUACGCCAAGUGGAACAUCACCGAGUAUUACGGGUCCGACCGGUUUACGUGAUUUGUAUUGUGUCCUGGAAUGCGACCGUGUCCAUAAAGCGAGAACAGUGGUAAGGACAGGCGAUUUAGUGUUCGACUGGGAUGAAAGCUUCGAAUUGGAUUUGGUCAACAACAGAGAACUGGACCUGUUAAUUUACUCGUGGGAUCCACAAUACAGACAUAAAUUGUGCUAUAAAGGAUCAGUAUAUUUACCAACACUCUUAAAAUCAGGACCUAUACAUCAACUCGCACUUAAAAUCGAACCGCGAGGAACUCUGUAUUUGAGAUUGCGACAUACCGACUCACAAACUCUUUAUAGACGGAAACCGUCAUCGAGUUUAGCCUUGUCGAGGACUGCACCGUUGUUUGGUGUCGAUAUAGAGACUGUUGUCAAUCGGGAGAGCAAAACUGGRGGAGUUCCAGGUGGUGUAGCYACSGGUUUAGUUUCWAGCACUCAACAAAUUCCUAUUAUUAUAAAACGAUGUGUAGAGGAAGUAGAACGAAGAGGUUUAGAUAUCAUAGGUUUAUAUCGUCUUUGCGGAUCAGCAACAAAGAAACGUAUCCUUAGAGAGGCCUUCGAACGUAACAGUCGAUCAGUAGAUUUAAGCCCCGAUAACGUUCCCGAUAUUAACGUGAUAACGGGAGUUUUAAAGGACUAUUUGCGAGAACUUCCAGAACCGCUCUUCACCAAAUGCCUAUACCAGAUGAUGGUCGAUGCUCUUGGUGUUUGUCUUCCCGACGAUCCGGAAGGAAACGCCAAGCUCAUGUUCUCCAUUCUGGAUUGCUUGCCACGAAUCAAUAGAGMCACUUUGAUCUUCCUGAUGGACCACUUGGCUCUAGUGGUUUCGGCGUCCGAUAGGAACAAGAUGUCUGCUCAAAAUCUGGCGACUGCCCUCGCUCCACCUCUCAUGUUGCAGUCGAGUGACACUUUGACGCCGACUGGAAAGAGUUUCGAGUUGGACUACCACCAGCCGAUCAAUGUCCUCAAGUAUUUGCUUCAGAUCUGGCCCACUCCCAAACAUCACUCAGGUCGUCGCGGCAGGCCACCCGGGCCGCGUGGAGACAAUCGCAGUGCGUGUCCUCAGGGACUGCAGCCCCAGGUGCGAGAGCAGUCUCGGCUCUCAGCGGCUCCGUUUCCUCCUCCUCCUCGCUCAGCAGUCUCGGGCCCACGAGGCCCACAGCCACAGGGCCCAUCACUCCAGAUACUAGGCCAAUCAUCAGCAAGCAAAGGUCCUUACCGUCCGCUCUCUCCACGAGUCGGUCCACCAGCACCAGCGGCCGGCCUCAAACCUCGUCAGGUGAUAGUCUCUUCUCCAGGUUCGCCAAGCAGCAGUAGCGAUUCGCAAUCGGGUUCCGACUCCGUUAAACACUGCCUGCCCAGCCGUGUAAGUUCGCCGGCCAUCCGCGCCUCUCCAUCCAGCCAAACGAUUCUGCGAACCUCCCCCUCGGUCACCAUCAGCUCUCCCGGCAUCCGCAAUUCCCCAUCGACCACUUCCGUCAACUCCCCCGGCCCUCGCAACUCCCCCUCCAUCUCUAGUCUCAGUCGCGCCUCGCCCUCCAUCCUGGGAGGAAACGUCUCCCGCUCUAGUUCUCCCGCCAUGCAAGCCACUUCGGCGGGACUGAACGUGACUUUGGGCACUACAACUCCCAGUUUCUCCACUUUGAGUAGUACUAGUACUACUGCGAGUUCCAUGUUUGGACUGAAUUACGCUCCGACGACGUAUGCGAGUACUAAUCCGUUUUUGACGGGGGCUUAUUUGAAUUAUACGCCGGGGGAGAUGAGUUUCGGGGAUAAGUUUAACACUAUUGGAGGAAUGAAGGAGACCAAGUCGUUCUUUGAGAGUUACGGAAAUGAUUCAAAGUAUUCGACCAAGUCGAGUUUUGAGACUCCGGAGUCGAUGUUCGCAAGUGACACCAAAUACAACACCAUUGGAAGUAAAUAUCCAGAAAAGACGAGUUAUUUGAGCACCACUUAUAGUUCCGAAUUGAAAUAUAGUCCAGGAAAAGAAACCAAGUCUGGUAGUAGUUAUGAUACGAGUCCGAAUGUGACUCAGAGCAAUUCUUCGGCUUUGUUGAGUAUUGAGGAUACUCCAACUCCAACCAGUAGUAUUGAAACUGAAGACAGCAAUACUCGAGAGGUUGGUGAAAAGGAUGUGGAAGGUGACGGUGAACAAAGCGACUGAAUCCAUAGCGCGGUUUGGGCACAAAACACUUUUUAUUGGUGGCAGCACUGUAUAAAAGACAAAAUUUUUAGGGUAAUCACCAUCGAUGUAAUUUACCAUUUGAUCACAUGAUGACUAUAAAUACGAAACAAAAAAUCGGUUAGGAUACAAUAUAUGUACUUGCUUAUUAGAAUCAAAUUAAAUAGGAUCAUUGUUAACUAAUAUUUAAAUUAUAUACGAUAUACAUAUUUUAGUUGGUAGAUUAAAUAAAUAUUUAUUGAAUAGAGAGGUAUCUAAGUGGAAAAUCUAGACAAAUGAUUGUUGCGUGUUGCACAAUUUUAUCGGUUUAUUAUUUCAAAGUGUGAUAUAAUCACCCCUUGUUUUCGACAUUGAUGUUAAUUGAGUUGAUUUUUUACUUGGAAUAAGUGACAACAAACUUGCAAAUAAGAUACAAUUCUAAAUCUAUCGAAAAAUUUAUAACGGACUUUCAGAUUGCGAAAGUUAUAAAUAUGGUACGACAACAAACAAAGAGCUCAUUUAAACAUUAAAAAAUGUUUUAUUUAUUAAAAACAAUUUUGACUAAAAUAUUUAAAAAUUAAAAAAAAAUUAUUUUAAGUUAAAAAAAAAUUUCAAAUGCAUUAAAACCAAUCUGUAGAAAGUUUAUUUGUAACUAUAUACGAGUACGUAUUUAGUAUAAUACUAUAAAGAAGAAAACAAACAAAAAAUUGUUGACUCCAAUCAUUAAAGUUGCAAUUUCAACGUUUCUUCUUAUACUUUCAAUUACAAGCUAUUUAGUCAUAUUUAAUCAGUGAAUUUAAAAUUUGAAAUUCUUAAAAAUUUGCUUUUAAUCGAAAUUUUUUAAAUAAAUAAAUACCUAAUCAUGCCUUUAUAUCCUAAAAUCAAACAAAAUGCAUUCAACUUAAAACGUACCUAAUCUAAAUGAUAUUAAAACUAAAUAGAAAAAAGCAUAGCAUUAAUAAAUAAGUGUCUCGAAACAAUUAUUUACAUUAAAUUGGUACUAGGUAAUUAAAAUAAAAAUGUUUCAAAACCAUAGCUAGGUAUAU
Molecule: messenger RNA, 6151 nt
Organism: Tribolium madens (black flour beetle)
Lineage: Eukaryota; Metazoa; Arthropoda; Insecta; Coleoptera; Tenebrionidae
Gene: RhoGAP100F
Product: rho GTPase-activating protein 100F
Exons: 19
Coding region: 480-5108 (1542 amino acids)
Biological process (GO): signal transduction
Molecular function (GO): protein binding
Source: RefSeq, a predicted model, not a curated record